AUGCGGCUGCGGCCUUUCCUCGACGAGAAAAUGGAAUUGGAAAACCUCAGCGUGCCAGCGAUGAUGGCGACAGCAAGAGAACUGACUCUGUCUAACCCCGCGGAUGGAGUCUUUGCAUUUCUCUCCAUUGCUGAUGAAAUCAGCCAAAGUACGUUACAUGUCAAGGCGGACCACUCAAAAACACCGCAGUCUGUCUACACUGAACUCGCAGUUGCGUACCUUCAAGCGACACGCGACCUGGACUUGUUGAAGUAUGUUCAGCAUACAAAUGAGUCUAUUGAGCUCAGCACACCAUCAUGGGUACCUUUAUGGGACAUUAACGAAUGGGAAGUCCCCGAAGGUUCCGAAGAUGGCGGAUUAACGAGAAAACAGGGCUCUCCAGCGGACUUCACGCUGGAGCAGGGAAGCGGUACACCGAGGCUUACUGUCCAGGCCGUCCUGCUCGGCACUGUCCGAUUCGCCUCAGAUCCGCUGCUUCUUGAGACAGUGCAAGAUGUUGCGCAGCUGUGGCAAAUCAUACGGCACGUGGAUGAAUCAGCAGAUAUAGACGGGUUUCUGCAGGUCCUAUCCUUGGGGUGCACUACGGAGAUUUCCCACUUGUACACAACUUCGUUCAGUUGCUCACCAAAGGCCGAAGAUUCGUAUUAA
Molecule: messenger RNA, 648 nt
Organism: Diaporthe citri
Lineage: Eukaryota; Fungi; Ascomycota; Sordariomycetes; Diaporthales; Diaporthaceae
Exons: 2
Coding region: 1-648 (215 amino acids)
Source: RefSeq, a predicted model, not a curated record